This is a messenger RNA of Lentinula edodes (shiitake mushroom), 441 nucleotides long. RefSeq lists its product as uncharacterized. The transcript has 5 exons. The record is from RefSeq and is a predicted model, not a curated record. The coding region runs from base 1 to 441 and encodes 146 amino acids. Lineage: Eukaryota; Fungi; Basidiomycota; Agaricomycetes; Agaricales; Omphalotaceae.
AUGCUCUCCAACUAUCGCAAGAUGAACUACGCACUAAUAUUUCAACUUGCCUUGAUGGUUGUAGUACCCGCUAUUGAACAAACAGUCUCAGUUGGCUGUUUCUCCGCAGGAACAGAGGGUUCAUGUGCUAGCUUCAUUCAAACUUUCUGUCAGUCUGGCCAGGAUAUUCUCCCUGUAGGACCCGAGAACACUUAUGCCCGGUGUUUCAACGCCAAUGGAUUUAAAUGCGACUUUACUGCUUGGAACUUGCUUCCCUCCAAUUCUCAAGGCAACGUCCCAAGUGGUGUUAACUGCCAAACCGUCCUUGAUACUGUUGCUGAAGUAUGUCCCCAGGGCGGUCAAGGUAGCAUCACGGCGGGGACAUUUGUAUUCACUCUCGACCCGAACACAGGAAGCUGUGGCGCAGAUGCGAUAUCUGGCGGUCUCGGAAGUAGUACUUGA